ACUAUGCUGUCCCUUUUUCAAGGUCUAUAUCAGGUUUGAAUAAUUUUAACAUUGAUGGGGAGAAACAGAUGGUUUACUACCAUCGAUGGAUGUUUCAAGGCUAGUGAAUUAUUUGGCAUCUAAGUAUCAGUGCAUGGCUCCAGAUAAAUUGAAAACAUAAUUCUUAAUUAAUAAAUGAUUAAUAGAAAAAAAUUAUAGAACAUAUAUAUAGAAUUAUUUAGUAAAUCUUUGUCUUUAUUUAGAUUGUCUUAGUUUUAAAAAAUGGCAGAGGGUGGUAGCAGAAAACGAACCUCACUUACUCAAGAUGAAGCUGAAACAUCUCACAGUCAGAAGAGUCACAGUGAUGCUUCUCAUGAUGAAUAUGAAUCUCCUGAUGAAGGAAGCAUCCACAGGGCCCCAAAGUUCACAGAUGAUGAAACAGACACCCUCAUUGACCAAGUUAUUCAUCAUACAUGUCAGCUAUUUGGUCCCGAAGCUUUUAAUGUACACCAGAAAUUUAAAAAUAAUACUUGGGAAGAAAUAGCAAAAUCUGUGUCUACAGCUCGAGAUAUACAUCGAACUCCUGAAAGCUGCAAAAAGAGACUACGUGACUGUAAGAGGAAGACAAAUCAUAAAAUAAAGUGUAGAAGAAAACUCCAAAAGGUUUGGGAGAAAAAACUAGAAGAGCACUUUAGAAUGGUACAAGAUGACGAGAGGCCACCCACUGGUUCCCAGGAACUUAAGGUUGCUCAAGAAAAAAAUCAAAAGAAAACACAUAAGAAAAAGCAGAAGAAUUUGGAAGAGCAACAGUCUGGUUCCUUUACAACAAUUUCAAGGAAAGUUUCUUUUUCUGAAACAAAAACAGUUAUGACAGACAAUUUUCCUCCAACUGCGGAUGAACCAUCAGUGAUGCCACAUAUUUUAACAUUGGACAAUCCUUCCAUGGUGGACGAACCAUCAAUGCUGCAUCAUGAUGCAACAGCGGACCAUGCUACCAUGUUGGACCAACCAUCAAUGCUGCAACAUACUUCGACAGUGGAUGAUACUUCCUUUGUGGCCGAACCAUCAAUGCUGAAACAUUCGGCAAGAGUGGAUGAUCAUUCCACGGCGGACCAAACAUCAAUGAUGCAAGAAUAUUCUUCUGUGGUUCAAAGUUCCACUACGGUAGAGACUUCCACGGUAAAUGAAACAUCCAUGAGGCAAGAACAAUCAACAAUGGAUGAUCCUUUCAUGGAGGAAGAAAAUUCAACCAUGCUAAACCCUUUAAUGUUAGAUAAAGCCAUAGAAAGCAACAUGGUGACUGCCACACAGACACAGGAUAACAUUAAUGAGGAGCCUGUAUUGCACAGCCAGAAAAGUAAUAUUGAUACAGAAGAUACCAACCAGGUGGAAUUGAAUGCAGAGACUGCACAUUCUAGUGUAAUUGACCAUGGUCUUCAAGACCAAUUCCUGGACUCUACAAAUCAAGAACUUUUUAUACACACAGAAUGUGACGUUAGCAGAUCACAAACCAUUAGCCAACAGGAUUCUUUAAAGGAAACCAUGCAGCUAAUUGAGAGGAAUAGAAAUGAAGAAAUGAAAAAAAUUGAACAUCAAAUAAAUCAGCUGAAUAAUAAUAUACAGAUUCUCAACACAACACAAAGACAACAGAAUCAAGCACUUGUCACUCUUGCAAAUUUUUACGAUCAUCUUGUUUCAUCACAGAAUGUGGCAGCAAUCAACUACCAACAGAUGCAGCACAGUAUAAAUCAAAUGCUAGCAUGGCAGUAUGAGACUAUUACCAUCACACGCAUGAUUUCCACUUUCAUGCAACUGUUGACAGAAGAAAGACAAAGAAUGUCCAGAUCAGAUAAUCCUUCUUGUAUAUCCAAUGCUACAGCAGGAACCUUUGUAUCCAGCUGUACACGUGGAGACUAUGUAACAAGCUCUACACACAGAGAGUAUGCAACGAGCGCUGCACCUGGAACCUAUCUAUACACCACUUUACCAGGAGAAUCUGUAUCCACCCCUGCAGCAGGAACAGAUGUAUCCACCACUUUACCAGGACCCUAUGUAUCCACCACUGCAACAGUAACCUAUGUAUCCACCACUUUACCAGUAUACUCUGUAUCCACUGCUGCAGCAAGUACCAAUGUUUCCACCACUUUAACAGGACCAUAUGCAUCCUACACUUUACCAGGACCCUAUGUAUCCACCACUGCAGCAGGACCCUAUCUAUCCACUACUUUAACAGGACCCUAUGUAUCCUCGACAUUAUCAGAACCCUAUGUAUCCAUCCCUGCACCAAGACCCUAUGUAUCCACUACUUUAACAGGACCCUAUGUAUCCUCGACAUUAUCAGGACCCUAUGUAUCCAUACGUGAAACAGGACCCUGUGUAUCCUCCACUUUUGCAGGACCCUAUGCAUCCAUCCCUGCACCAAGACCCUAUGUAUCCACCACUGCAACAGAACCCUAUGUAUGCACGACUGUAACAGGACACUAUGUAUCCUCAACUUUAGCAGAACCCUAUGUAUCCAUCCCUGCAUCAAGACCCUAUGUAUCCACUACUUUUACAGGACCCUAUGUAUCCUCCACUUCAGCAGGACCCUAUGUAUCCACCACUGCAACAGAACCCUCUGUAUCCACGACUAUAACAGGACACUAUGUAUCCUCAAUUUUAGCAGAACCCUAUGUAUCCAUCCCUGCAUCAAGACCCUAUGUAUCCACUACUUUUACAGGACCCUAUGUAUCCUCCACUUCAGCAGGACCCUAUGUAUCCACCACUGCAACAGAACCCUCUGUAUCCACGACUGUAACAGGACACUAUGUAUCCUCAAUUUUAGCAGAACCCUAUGUAUCCAUCCCUGCAUCAAGACCCUAUGUAUCCACUACUUUUACAGGACCCUAUGUAUCCUCCACUUUAUCAGGACCCUAUGUAUACAACAACUUACAUGGAGACUAUGUAUCCACUGCUUAUAGAGGCCUCAAUGUAUCCACCACUGCACCAGGGCCCUAUUUAUUGAAGCCAAAACCAGGACACUCAGAAUCCACUACUGGACAAAUUGCCUCAGAAUCCACCGCUGACUCAGGACCCUCAGAAUCCACCGCUGCAACAGGAAAGUAUAAAUCCACCGCUGCACCUGUACCCUCUGAAUACAGCCCUGAAAACACAAAUUUGAGAAGCAUAGCUGUAGCAUCAGAAGUGCAUUCAAGAUUGCAAUUGGCUUAUCGACCUAGCUCAAGCUAUGAUGAGAAUAUGGAUCUUCGAGUCAGAUUAGAGCGUGCAAAUAUUCAAAUUCAACAUUGGAAGAGACAGGAAGCUAACGAUGAGGAUGAAGCUUAAAUAUUAAAGAUAUGUCACAAACGGUCUUGCGAGCCAGGGUGAAGGAACUGAAGACAGAGGGAUACAGAGUCAUCCAUGUGUCCUGUUUGAAAAGA
Molecule: messenger RNA, 3398 nt
Organism: Pseudophryne corroboree (corroboree frog)
Lineage: Eukaryota; Metazoa; Chordata; Amphibia; Anura; Myobatrachidae
Product: serine-rich adhesin for platelets-like
Exons: 6
Coding region: 262-3303 (1013 amino acids)
Source: RefSeq, a predicted model, not a curated record